Molecule: messenger RNA, 3957 nt
Organism: Candida albicans SC5314
Lineage: Eukaryota; Fungi; Ascomycota; Pichiomycetes; Serinales; Debaryomycetaceae
Product: oxysterol-binding protein related protein
Exons: 1
Coding region: 1-3957 (1318 amino acids)
Biological process (GO): exocytosis; piecemeal microautophagy of the nucleus; maintenance of cell polarity
Cellular component (GO): nuclear envelope; cytosol; membrane
Molecular function (GO): protein binding; sterol binding
Source: RefSeq, a predicted model, not a curated record
AUGAAUGAUUCACCCCAACUAAGUGCAUCCUUACUUAGAUUGAAAUUACUUGAUGCCUUAAGGAAUGGUGAUAUCAAUAAAAUCGACACUAUAGUUGAUGAAUUGACUUCCUGCAAACCAACAUUACAAACACAGGAAAUUGUUCAGUUGAAAGAAACAAUAUUGCAUUAUGCUGUGCAAGUGGCAUCCUUGGCCACUAUUCAACACCUUGUGAACAAUUGUGAAAAGUAUUCAUUGGACAUCAACGCUCAAGAUACACAGGGUAACACUCCAUUACAUUUAGCAGCAUCGUCUUCCCGGUUAGAUGUGGUGAAGUAUUUGUUACUGUUGCCUACGAUCAAUGAUACAAUCGUCAAUUUGGAUAGAAAGCAACCAGUAGAGGUUUGUAAAGAUACAAAUAUUGCCCAAUUAAUGCAGUUUGAAAGGGCAAAGUUUGUUGAGAAGGCAGCCACCAACUUACGAAUUUACUUCAGUAAUAGAGACUUUGAUAAUUUAGAAAAUAUUUUAAUAGCUAAUCCUAGAGCUUCGGAAUUGUUGGAUAUCAAUGGGACUGAGCCACAAACUGGUAAUACCGUUUUACACGAAUUUAUCAAAAAAGAUGAUUUGGCAAUGUGUGACUGGAUCUUGAAACAUGGAGGCGACCCUUUCAAAAGAGAUAAGCAUGGGAAAUUACCUAUUGAUUUGGUAAACUCCAAGAAUGAAGCACUCAAAAAGUUACUCAAGGCAGCUUCGAAAGACCAAACCAUUAUGGACCCUGUUGCUACAACUAACAAUGCUAUAAAAACUGGUGGUGCGCCCGUAUAUAAAGGUUACUUGCGCAAAUGGACCAAUUUUGCUUCAGGAUACAAGUUGAGAUACUUUGUUUUAGACCAUAAUGGAAUCUUGUCGUAUUACACCAAUCAAGAUGACACCAACAAUUCAUGUCGUGGAUCACUUAACCUUGGAUAUGCCACUUUGCAUUUGGACUCUUCUGAAAAAUUGAAAUUUGAAAUCUAUGGUAAAAAUGGAUUGAGAUGGCAUCUCAAAGCAAAUCAUCCAAUUGAGACCAAUAGAUGGGUAUGGACAUUACAAAAUGCUAUCACCAUAGCCAAAGAUAACAUUAAAAAGAGAAACCUUAACGGCGAACGUAGAAGUACCCCGUCACCAGCAACAAUCGAACUGGCAACAACAAAUGAAACAGAUACUCAACAUGAACACAGCAAUGAACCAGAGAAAAAACGACACCGUCUUAGAAUUCCUGGUAGAAAGAAACACAAACGUAUUUCUAGUCUGUCUUCAUUUGAGUCUGGCGAUGAAUCAACUGGUGAAUUAUCUCGCUCAUCUACCUUCAAGAACAAUUUGAAAGAUAUCAAAGAAGGAUCAAGGUUGACUGGUAUUUCAACCACUCAAGGUGCUCCAUUUGAGUUACUGUCAACACGUAAAACCAGUCACGAGGAUCAAUAUAGCUAUCAAGAAACUGAUAACGAAAAUUUUGAUUAUGAUAUUGAUGAUUAUGAUGCUGGCGACUAUGAUAGUGAGACAGAAGCUAGUGUUGAUAUCGAUCAAUUGAAUGAUUCAAUUGCUACUACUAGAAGAUCUUUACAAGUUGAAUUGACAUCAUUAUUGGAGUUGAUGAAAAGUUUGCAAGACGAUAAGUUAUUAUCCAACGACGACGCCAAAGUUAAUGAAAUAUGUGUUAUUGGUGGAAAUACCAUUAAAGGUAUUCAUGACUUGAUGGCCAAAUAUGAUAUCAGUGUAGAUGCUAGGUAUGGAAAAUUGAAAAAAAACUUGGACCGACAAUUAGAAGUAAAUGCUUUAUGGGAAAGAUCAAUACGUCAAUUAGAAAAUGAAAUUGCCGAAAAGGAUUCGAAAUUGGCACAUUUACAAGGUCAAAGGAAACAAUUAAAGAAAUACUUUACUGCUUCAGGUGCUGCUAUGGCAAAAUCUGCAGGUACUGUGUCCCCAGCUCCUUCUAACAAGAACUUGAGUAACGAAGAAAAGCAACCUGAGAACAAGCAAGCAUUGACGGAAGUUUUGAGAGAAGAACCGGAUGAAACGCAAAUUGAAGAAGUAGAUGAAAAGUUGGACAAGUUACUGAAUAUAAAAGAAAGACAAGUGGUGGAAGAAGCACCACAAAUGCCAGGUGCACUUCCCGAUGAAGUAAUUGAAAAAUAUUUGGGCGAAGACUCAGACGAAGAUGACGAAUUUUUUGAUGCUGAUGAAUUUGAAGAAGAUGGCUUGGAAAAUGUUGAGUUAGGAGGAGUUGCUGCUGCUUUGGGAGCUGCCCAAGCAAAAGUAGAGGCCACUUCAGAUGAGUUGCCAGUCAAUGAAGAAGUAAAGGAGGAGGAAGUACCUUUGGCGCUGACUGAGGAGCAAGAGGAAACUCCAUCAAUUGUUGUAAAUGAGGAAGCUACAAGCUCUUUGAACUUGGAUGAGAAAUCAUCUAUUGCUCCUCCAACAGUAAUUGAGAAUAAAGAAGUAGAAGUUUUGGAAUUGGAUGAGAAGCUGGUUGCUCCUUCAGAUGUAACCAAAAUCGAGGAAACAAACAAUGUUGAAGAGGGAGUGUCUCCAUUGACAGUUGAAGAGCUGAAACCAGCGGCUCCAGUUGAACCACAAGUACCAGGUGAUGAAGGUCUUACUGAAGUGCAAAGGAGAGUAAACCAUUUACUUCAAGAAGAAGGUUCAUUCCUUGGUUAUGAAAACCCGCCAAGAAAGAAAUUAUCAAUGGAUGAAGAUAAUAGACCAAAAGUCGGGUUGUGGGGGAUCUUGAAAUCGAUGGUGGGUAAGGAUAUGACGAGAAUGACCCUUCCAGUAUCAUUCAACGAACCCACUUCUUUGUUACAAAGGUUGGCAGAAGAUAUUGAGUACAAUUCGUUGUUAAACACAGCUGCAGGGUAUGAUGACUCAACAUUGAGAUUGAUAUAUGUUGCCACUUUUGCUGCAACUGAGUAUUCUUCAACCAUAGACAGAAUUGCUAAACCAUUUAAUCCCUUGUUAGGGGAAACUUUUGAGUAUUCCAGACCUGACCAAAACUUUAGAUUAUUUGUGGAACAGGUUAGUCAUCAUCCUCCGAUUAGUGCUUGUCGAGCAGAGUCUCCCAAAUGGGACUACUACGGAGAAAAUGCAGUAGACUCAAAAUUUUAUGGGAGAUCAUUUGAUUUUAAGCACUUGGGUAAGAUGUUUUGUGUUAUUAGACCGGAUAAGGGAGUAAGAAAUAAGAAUGGGGAAUUAGUUGAAGAAGAAUUGUACAGUUGGAAAAAAGUUAACACUGCUGUGGUGGGUAUUAUGCUUGGUAACCCUACUGUUGAUAACUAUGGUAAAAUGGUUGUUGAAAACCAUACUACUGGUGACAUCAUUACCGUUGAUUUGAAGCAACGUGGUUGGAGAGCUUCGUCUGCUUAUCAGUUGUCAGGACACGCUUUAGAUAGAGAUGGUGUUGCCCAAUGGGCCAUGGGAGGUCAUUGGAAUUCAAAGAUUUUCGCAAAGAAAAUUGUAAAUGGUAAUAUCAACGAAGGACAAAGUGGUAACCGUAAAAUGUCGUUAUUGGAUGACCCAAAUGCUCGUGCUGGUACUUCAACCACCGUCAGCAAUGAUCCAUACUCGGGAAGCAAAUUUUUGGUGUGGCAAGUGGCUCCAAGACCUAAAGUUCCAUUCAAUUUGACUGCAUUUGCUGUUACCUUGAAUGGGCUUGAUGAUAAGUUGAAACCAUGGUUACCUCCAACUGAUACAAGAUUGAGGCCAGAUCAAAGAGACAUGGAAGAAGGUUUAUAUGAUCGUGCAGCUGAUGAAAAACAUCGUGUUGAGGUUAAGCAAAGACAAGCCAGAAAACAGAGGGAAGAUAACAAAGAGACCUAUGUACCGAAUUGGUUUGUUAAGAGAAAGCAUCCAGUGACUGGUGAUAUGUUUUGGGAGUAUAAUGGAAAGUAUUGGCCUAGAAGAAAGGCACAAGAUUUGGCGAACACGGGAGACAUAUUUUAG